Molecule: messenger RNA, 999 nt
Organism: Purpureocillium lilacinum
Lineage: Eukaryota; Fungi; Ascomycota; Sordariomycetes; Hypocreales; Ophiocordycipitaceae
Molecular function (GO): oxidoreductase activity, acting on the CH-OH group of donors, NAD or NADP as acceptor; NADP binding
Source: RefSeq, a predicted model, not a curated record
AUGUCAGCCGAUUCCGAUCCAGUCACUGUGGGCGUGUUGUCCUUGGGCGACAUGGGCGCCGGGAUCGCGAGGUUGCUCAAGGCGCGGGGCUUCCUUGUCGCGACGAAUUGCCAGGGCAGGAGCCAAGACACAGUUGACAGGGCAAAGGAUGCCGGUAUUGAAACACUGUCCUCGGACCUAGACCUCGUUCAGCGCUGCGCCGUCAUCUUGUCGGUCCUCCCUCCGAGAGAUGCAGAGGCCACCGCCCAACGGGUCGCCGAUGCGCUCUCAGGUCAGCAUCGCAAGGAGCCUCUCUACUUUGUCGACCUCAACGCGGUCUCGCCCUCGACUUGCAAGGGCAUAGCCGCAAUGUUCCAAAAGGCCCAGGUCCCGGUCCGCUUUAUCGACGGAUGCAUCCUCGGCGGCCCGCCGCGGCUCCGGGCAAGCAAUGGCGGUGCCCCGGACUCCCUUCAGAACAAGGACUCGGAUCCCGAGUGGCGGCGUCCGGACAUCCCCAUCUCAGGGCCCGACUCGCUGUCUUCGCUAGGCCCAGAAGGCGACCGGCUCGCCUCGGUCCUCAACUUCCGUUCUAUCUCGCCCGACAUCGGCGCCGCGAGCGGGCUCAAGAUGUGCUUCGCCUCCAUCGCCAAGGGCUUCACCGCGCUCGUCACGCAGUCCUUCACUACCGCGGAGCGCCUCGGCGUCGCCGGCGAGCUGAAGCACGAGCUGGCGGACAUUCUUCCCAACCACCUGGCCACGGCGGAGCGGAGCGUGCCCGACAUGCCGCCCAAGGCGUACAGGUGGGUGCGCGAGAUGGAGGAGAUUGCGGACACGAUGCACGAGGAGGGCGGGUGGAGCAGGGACCUGUUUCGAGGCGUGGCGGGCGUGUACAAGGCUGUUGCGGACGACGAGGUGCUUGGCAAGGAGAAGAUUGGCAAGAGAAGCAGGGGCACGAGCUUGGAGGAUGUUGCAACGGCCAUGGCUGAGGGUCUUGAACGCAAGAGGAAGAAGACUGAGUAG